ACGUCGCCCAAUAAUAGCCAAUGGUUAACUCAUGCCGUUUUGCUUCCUGUUCUCUGAAAACAUUUUGUGUCACUAAAAUCUCUCCACAUCAGAAUCUACUCCUGAGGAGGAAAAUGUCAGUUUUUUUGCACACUUCCUCCUUCAAUUGCCAUUUCUGCAAUCUUCCUUCUCCUAUUACAUAUUCAUUUUCCCAUAAAGCUUCUUUCACUGUUCUACCAUUGAAGGGUUGCUUCAGAAUCCAUGGAACUUCAGAUAAACUGGACAUACCAAUUAAAACUAUGGAAGUUAAGGCAGAAGAAGGGGAUUUGCAAAUGAAAAAGAUUCAGGAGACUGGAAAUGAAGGAAGUGAUAUCAAAGUUUCUACUACUUCCACUUCUUCUGCUACUACUCCUGCAAUUGAGAAAGACCUCAAAAAGGCAGUUAAUAAGGCCGCUUCAACCUUUGCUCCAAGGGCUUCCACAGCUACCAAAAAUCCUGCUGUUCCGGGAAGUACUUUAUACAAAGUUUUUGAGGUCCAAGGAUAUGUUUCUAUGCUGCUGGGUGGAGUUCUCUCCUUCAAUCUUAUAUUCCCGUCAAACGAACCUGAUAUUUGGCGAUUAAUGGGCAUGUGGUCCAUUUGGAUGUUCACCAUCCCUUCUCUUCGUGCUCGAGAUUGUUCGAACAAAGAAAAAGAAGCACUCAACUAUCUAUUCCUUCUAAUUCCAUUACUAAAUGUCACGAUCCCAUUCUUCUGGAAAUCUUUUGCCGUUGUUUGGUCUGCAGAUACCGUUGCCUUCUUUUUAAUGUAUGCUUGGAAGUUAGGGUGGCUGCAGAAAACCGAGUAAGGUUGCAAUUGAUGCUUGCCUUGGAUAAAGUCUUUCCCGAAGCAAGUUUAUUUUUGGUUUGAUAUUAUACAGAGUAUGUACAAACUUCUAUCGAUGCUGUAAAUUCUUGGGAAGGAAAGAACAAAAUAUCAGAAGGCAGAAAAUUAGAAACUAUAGGUAUAGCCUUUGAUUUAUCAUUGUGUAAAAUCCUCGUGUCUCGUUCGAGCAGUGUUACUCGUAUGAGUCGUACGCCUUAGCUAUUGAAAUGGCAAGGUUAUUCUAUAGUUUCAUCAAUUCUUCCAAAGAGCUGUAUACUUGGUUGGAUCCUGGUCUUUUCGCAGUGUGUAAAUAUUAUGCAGUUUACUUUGUCAAUUGUAAUGAAAGAUUUUAUCUUGUUCCCUGCUUCAGUA
Molecule: messenger RNA, 1213 nt
Organism: Amaranthus tricolor (Joseph's coat)
Lineage: Eukaryota; Viridiplantae; Streptophyta; Magnoliopsida; Caryophyllales; Amaranthaceae
Product: protein RESISTANCE TO PHYTOPHTHORA 1, chloroplastic
Exons: 4
Coding region: 21-824 (267 amino acids)
Biological process (GO): defense response
Cellular component (GO): chloroplast
Source: RefSeq, a predicted model, not a curated record